GAAGGAUCUCUCCCACUGAUAAUUGUAAUUGACAAAGAUGCCAACAAGAAGAUGCGUCAGGUUUGAAAUAUAAAUGCAGGCCAAUGUUUUGUCCUUUUUCUUUAAGACAAAUGAUGCGAACAAGCAUAAAGACAGUUAGCCUUCGAUCUUUCCGAGGCGUAAAGGACCACUUAUCGACUAAUAUGUAAGUACGCCUCAUGUGCCAAUUAUACUUUACUGUCUUGUAGUUGCAUAUCACAACAAUGUCUUAGACUCAAAACUGAACAAAAAAAUGGAAACAGGAAGGAAAAAAGCGCCUGUUUAGAGCUUAGUCUGGCCUUUUCCGCGAUCUCAAUAUUGAAAGCUAGGAGGGGACAGUGGCUAAAUCUUUUCUAAAUCCGUCAUCACUAAAUGGAGGGUGGAAAGCAAUUAAAGUAUCUCGUCUUGUUUUGUUACAAAUGUGAUGAUUCAAGAACCAUAAUGCGAAUUGAGUUUAACACUGCGAGGUAGCAAAUAUUUAAGUAAAUUUCCUUCAGAGAGAAAAAUUGAGAUUUCAGUUGCUCUUUUGUUAAAAGAUAGGAUACUAUCAAGCUAAAUAGUCCAAAAGAGGUUAAUCGUUUGACUUCCUGUACAAAAAAGAAUGCCUGUAGUUUUCCUGCUUCCUAGACUCACCUAGGAAAACGGUUGACUUUCCCCACUUCAUCAAUGGCGCUCAGGGACAAACCAUGCAUGUGCGUCGAAAAUGUGCUUUGUUUUUUUUUAAACCUAUUUCUCGCUGUUUGCCCGUUUUCUCUCGUCAAAUACAGUACAAGUAAACAGUUUAUAUACAAAAUCGCUUAAAACGUGUAUUUUUCUGUCUGUAAAAUUCGCCUUUUCCCUUAAUAUUGCUUAAAAGGGUCCAGAUUUAAGAGGGAAUUUGCAGAAUACAAUAGCUUUCGCGGAUUCACAAACACAGAAAACAGAACUGUAGAAGCUUGCACAGCAUUUCCGCCGGGACCCGAUUGUAUCAUUUGCAGAUUUCUUUCCGUUUGCAAACUUAGCGAUUCUUAUCAACUCUCUACCGCUCUUUUUCAAUAGAAGUUUGCAAGAAGGAAAAAUUGGGACUAUGAAAUUAUGGGAUGUAAGAUUCAGCACAACAGUAACAGUUAAUCUGUGAGUUAAUUAGUAUAAUAACAAAGAUAUCAGAAUUUUGAAUAUUAUGUGCAGCUAUUUUUUUCUUUAUCAUUGGUCCCUUGAUAGCGAUUACUUUUUUCUUCUUAUUAUUUUUCACUGUAGCGGCUUAGGGCAUAGUGAUUCUGAAUAUAUCGACAUCUCUGGUUCUUCGGUUAGAAAGCAACUACUGAAAGCCUUUAUACAAUCUGGAUUUGCCAAUCAAAGUGUUGGAAAAUACAAAUUACUACCAUGUUCACUGGGGUGGUUCGUUAAUGCCUCCUCUGGAGUCAAUAAAUGCAUAGAGUGUCCAGCA
Messenger RNA from Porites evermanni, 1444 nucleotides. The record is from the annotation of a GenBank genome assembly. NCBI's taxonomy places the organism in Eukaryota, Metazoa, Cnidaria, Anthozoa, Scleractinia, Poritidae.